Molecule: messenger RNA, 2108 nt
Organism: Carcharodon carcharias (great white shark)
Lineage: Eukaryota; Metazoa; Chordata; Chondrichthyes; Lamniformes; Lamnidae
Product: hyaluronidase-like
Exons: 4
Coding region: 365-1702 (445 amino acids)
Biological process (GO): hyaluronan catabolic process; carbohydrate metabolic process
Molecular function (GO): hyalurononglucosaminidase activity
Source: RefSeq, a predicted model, not a curated record
AAACACCGGGGGAUGUAAAGGUCGUUUCAACACGGAGUUGUUACGAUCCGGAAUGGGCUGCCUGAAAGGCUGGUGGAAGCAGGUUCAAUACUGGAGUUCCUUUCAGAAGGGAACACUGCAAAAAUACACAUGAAGAUGGGAAUACUUGCAGGGACACGGUGAAAGAGGGGAGGGAGCAGGAAAUGACCAGAGAGCUCUUUCAAAGAGCUGGCACAGGCGGGAUGGGCUGAGGGAUUUCUUCCUGUGCUGUAAGGUUCAAAUAUUAUAAUCCGGUUUCACCCCUGAGUCUCUUCUAUACGGUUGUGUCUGGCCUGAGGUUUAAUUACACACAGAACAUGAAAAGACUGAUUCAUUGAAGAAUGAAAUGUUAAUAAGUGUAACAGCCAUGAUCCUGAUUAAAGCAGUAAUUGUUCUGCUAUGUGUGUGCACUUUGACCCUGGGACAACCAUCGAAACAGGCAAAAUCUCCAAUUAAAUCCAAUAAGCCGUUUGUAACAGUGUGGAAUGCUCCUACUGCAACUUGCCAAUCCUUGUAUGGUAUUCAUCUCAAUCUGGGAAUUUUUGACAUAAUUGCAAAUCAAAAUGAAUCGUUUAUUGGGCAAAAUGUCACCAUCUUUUACGAUGAUAAACUGGGCUCUUACCCCCAUUUUACUGAAAGUGGGAUUUCUGUAAAUGGGGGUGUCCCACAGAACACCAGUUUGGAAGACCAUCUUGCAAAGGUCCAAGUUGACGUGGAAAAACUAGUACCUCUGAAGGACUUUGGCGGGUUGUCUGUCAUCGACUGGGAGGCCUGGAGGCCAUCUUGGAUAAGGGACUGGGAUCAGAAAGAUAUUUACCGCAAGAAAUCAAAAGAGCUGGUCCGAAGGAGACAUCCUGAUUGGUCUGAGAGUCAGGUGGUCAAGCAAGCGCAAAACGAGUAUGAACAAGCUGCCCGUGAUUUCAUGGAACAGACAUUGAAGGUGGCAAAGGGCCUUAGGCCUCAGGGCUUGUGGGGCUAUUAUGGCUUUCCCUGUUGCUAUAACAGCGUCAUUUCCAAAAAUUACACUGGAGAAUGUCCUGAUAUUGAGAUGAAGAGGAAUGAUCGUCUGUUGUGGCUCUGGAGGGAAAGUAUGGCCUUAUAUCCAAGCAUCUACCUGGAUCUUCAACUUCGAUCAACAGAGAACGCACGCAAGUUUGUUCAUUAUCGAAUCAAAGAGGGCCUCCGGCUUGCUCAACUGGGAGCAAAUUACAGCUUGCCUGUCUUGCCAUAUUCUCGGAUUGUGUAUGCCAACACCACGGACUUCCUGACCGAGAUUGACUUGAUCCACACUAUUGGAGAGAGUGUAGCAAUGGGAGCUGCAGGGAUUGUCCUUUGGGGGAACUCAGAUUAUGCCCGCUCUAAGGAAUCUUGCCUUGCUUUGAAAGCAUAUAUCAGUGGAAUAUUGGGUAACUAUAUUGUUAACGUAACAAAUGCUGCAAUGAUCUGCAGUUGGUUGCUGUGCACAAACCAUGGCAGAUGUGUGCGAACAAGCAAAGAUACCCACGCUUUUCUGCACCUAAAUCCAGACACCUUCGCUGUGAGGGUAAACCUUUCAGACAAAGGCCCGGCAUUCUUCCUGCAGGGACAGAUGGCUGAGAAAGACAUAAGAGAAAUGGCGACCAGAUUUCAGUGCCAGUGCUACAGUGGAUGGCUGGGAGCACACUGCGAGAUCGCAAACGGAUAGACCAGUGAUGCUGUGUAACUUUUGGGUCUGGGCUUAAAAGUGAACAAACACUAACCUGCAGUCAUCGUUUACUUCAUGUUUUCAUUGGUGGUUCACUUUUGAUAAAUUAAAACCAAAAAAAUGUUGUAAAAACUCAGCAGGUCAGGCAGCAACUAUGGAGUGAGAAACGGAGGUAAAUGUUUCAGAUCAAAAGCCUUUCAUCAGAACAUGGGACCUGAAAAUUAACUCUGCUUCUCUGUCCACAGAUGCUGCCUGUUUUGCUGAAUAUUUCCUACUUUUUCUGUUUUAAUUUCAGGUUUCCAGCAUUUGCGGUAUUUCGCUUUUGUAUCAUUUUUGAUGAGUUUGCCUUCCUCUGGUAUCAUUACCAUAAUACACAGUGAAUAUCCAAUAAAGUGUUUUGCCCACA